GAUCCCAUUCUUGGUACUUUUAUUCUACGCAUGAUUACAGUUUCCAUUUAUUACCACCAAAUUGUCUCUUGGUUUCUUAAAAGUAAUAGAUGUACAGUAUGUACUUGGCAGAUAUUACUUUGUGUUUAGAAUUUCUGACAAUACUGUGUACAGUAACUGCAAAAAGUACGCAGGCAAUAUAUUUUCUCGAUUUCAUUACUCCGUUUUGCUUACAGAAUAAACGAUUUGUGCCGGCGGAUGAUGUUGCAUUUUAGGUUUUGUGCAUCGUUACCAGUUCAUUCUUGUGAAGAAUCUUUGAAGGACAACGUAGCGUACUUUGUCCUACAAAAAUCAGCAAUAUCAUUUUUGAGCGAAGUUGUUUUACCGGCGUGUCUGCAACGUGCGGGGAUGACAACAAUUCAAUAUGGGAUUUCUUUUUGUGCCCUUUAGCCUGCUCAUCUUUUUAUAUGCCAUAAUCGGAAAAAAUCACAGCAGCCCUGAUCAGCUUAAAAACGAACAAGUGUCUCAAACGACGAACUACCAAUCGGCGGCGACUGCUUCGGAGCAACCUAUCGAGGACGGAGGCUAUAAUUUGACAUUAGUUGAGAAACUGAUCGUACUGAACUCGGGAGACGUCCAUCCAGCCACAAUAUUCCCCAAGAUAACCAACAAGAAAGACGAUAUCGUGCCAUGGACGAACAACCGUCUGGUUAUGAAGCUGAAUCUGCGGACGUAUGCCGCCAACGGUGUGAUCGAUCCCAACAGCACCAUAACCACCCGUCUACAGCCACGCCCCAUUACCUAACCGUCGACUUCACAGACACCGACACUGAACUUGACAUUGCCCAGUGGAUGGUGGCCGUGGGAGCGUUAUUCAGCGCCGCAGUGGCUACAAAAUCCGUGCCGGUUUUUUUGCACAAAUAUGCCGUUAUCAGUCGGUUUGAGAAUAUGACACUGUCGCAGAUGGACGCCCAGAAGUUCACCGAGAAAAAAGGCAAAUACCUCAAAGUGCCGUCACGUUCUGAGAUGUCCUCAGGAAAUGGGCGGAUCCUUCAGAAAUGGAUGAACGCACCCGAAUCCCGGCAGACGAUCCAAACCCUGCUGACCUUGCACACGGAUAUCCUUAAUCAUAGUUUGUUAUACGUUAACGCUGUAGUCGCCGAGAUCAUGCAGCGGCAACCGGAAGUGACUGAUUGGGCGCUGCCCUUUUUGGUGGGCUUCUUUGUGCAGGUGGAAAAUACGCCGGAAUUCUCUGCUACAGAAAAGCGCUUAAUACGCGCUGCAAUCCAUUUUCAGCGCGUCGAUGCGCCGGUGAAUUUUUUCAUCUUCAGCAACAAUGUGACGUAUUGCAAAGAGAUCUUCACCGAGCCCAAUGUCAUGUUUGUAAACGAAUCGCCGGAGGUGCAGAUCACCUUGAUGAGCAUGAUGGAUCACUUUGUAUUUACGGACGGGGUGGAAGGUUGGUUGGGGGCAUAUAUAAGCUUUAGAAAUGAUUUCAUGUACUAUAUCGGGAACAAGCAAGUAGAUGAUAAGGGAAAUUUUACGUCCGAUGGUUAUGUUAUUUUUCCAAGUUGGCAAAUUUUUGAGCGGUAGUUUUACAAUGGUUUUAUUGUGCAUGACUGUAUACAGACGUAGUUGCCUCUGGUAAAGUACCGGUCAUCGCUGUCAUAAUUUUAGUAACUAAUGCAAAACAAUUAACACUGUUAUAGUAAA
Messenger RNA from Paramacrobiotus metropolitanus, 1692 nucleotides. RefSeq lists its product as uncharacterized. The record is from RefSeq and is a predicted model, not a curated record. Gene Ontology annotation, molecular function: galactoside 2-alpha-L-fucosyltransferase activity. Gene Ontology annotation, biological process: carbohydrate metabolic process. The coding region runs from base 404 to 784 and encodes 126 amino acids. NCBI's taxonomy places the organism in Eukaryota, Metazoa, Tardigrada, Eutardigrada, Parachela, Macrobiotidae. Gene Ontology annotation, cellular component: membrane. The transcript has 4 exons.